Molecule: messenger RNA, 1864 nt
Organism: Vanessa atalanta (red admiral)
Lineage: Eukaryota; Metazoa; Arthropoda; Insecta; Lepidoptera; Nymphalidae
Exons: 5
Coding region: 284-790 (168 amino acids)
Biological process (GO): regulation of synaptic transmission, cholinergic; positive regulation of voltage-gated potassium channel activity; sleep
Source: RefSeq, a predicted model, not a curated record
UAAAGUGUUUGCUACGCACCGAGACACGCGUCCAUUGAUUCUUUCUCGAAUGUUGUAACGUUACCGGUAGCAAAACAUUUUCUGUCUUGUCUGUGUGAUUGUGUGAUUAGUGUUAAAUAUAGAUGACGCAAAAUAAUUAAAUCGCUUUAAGGGUUAAGAUAUGCUGAAAAGUACAUUUUUAAUAAACCGGUAGAGUAACAGCAACCUCUAUCCCAAUGAUAAAGUAUAUUGCGCAAACGUAAACUGGACCAAAGACUAUUUAGCGAGAGCGACUCUUAUAACUAUGGAGCAAUACUUUAUGGCCCUGGCGGCAGUUUUGUCGUUAGUUACUACAGAAGUAACAUCAUUGCAAUGCUACCAGUGCCUAAUCAACCCACCCCCUGGCCAGUAUUACAACACGACAAAACGGCUUUGCAUGCAUUUCGACAAAUCUGAUAAAUUUGUCGUCGACUGUCCUUUCUCUACAAUGUGCAUGAAGCAAGAAUUUCAUCUUGACAUACAAAAUGGAGUAAGAAUCACAGGAGUUCUACGAAAUUGUGCAACCCAGAAACACGACUACCACGACUAUAAGAACGGCACAUGGUCGCCUAAGACGGAAAUAUUAGAGCCUUAUGAAGAGGGAUGCUCUCACACCGACGACAAAGGGGAAAGGACUACUCCAACAAGAUACUGCUACUGUCGGGAGAACCUAUGUAAUUCGUCAACAAACACAAACCACGAGGGAUACACUGACAUCAUGGGAGUCAUAAUGGUGUUUAAUCUAAUGAAAUAUAUAAACAGUCUUAGGUAGUCAAAGACUUCAGUAGGUUUAUUAGGAAUAUUAACAUUUGUAUGUGUACGAAUCAGCUUAAUUAAAUCAUAAAAUAAAUUAUUAUUUAUGAAAAUAAUUAUUAAGAUAUUGGUAUAAUGACAAUGCAGAAGCAUGUAAUGCAACGAUUUUUAAUUACACGAAGGCAUAUUUUUGACGGCGCGCCGGUUUCAACUAUAUUAUUAACUGAAUACUUAAUUUAAUUAAACAAGAGAUGUUAUGUUAGAAAAACUAUUUAGUAAGAAACUAAUAUGAUUUGAGGUUCGACUCGAUCGAGUGUAAUUUUAUAAAUUAUAAUCGAUAUCGCAUAACACCUUCUUCGCGUUAUGCUGUUAGUGACUGCCGGAGCAACGUACAUUCAGUACAUCUGAUGUGUUUUUUUUUGUCAUGCAAUAAGAGCCUUUCAAAGACGCAAAGGCUGAACACAGUCCUCCUCAAUUCAUAAUAAGGGCUUAUUCAAAUCACUUUGAUUCAGUGUGUUUUGGUGGACACAUAAUAUAUAUGUGGCAGAAUUUAGUUUUAGAAUUAAGUUUCCACACGAUGUUUUCCUUCACCGUUGAGAUCGAUAUGAAUUAUUAUAAAUACGAAAUAAGCACGUGACAUUGACAUUCGUUAUGCAAAUGUCAAAUUUACAAUUUAAGUUAGGCUGAGGAUCGUACCCAUAAUAAUUAAGCUUGAGUAAGAAGCGAUUUGUGAUAUGGUGUUAGUCAAUUAUAAUAGUUGGUGGUAGAGACGAUAAAAUGUAAAUAAAUAAUUAUUAUAAUAACGUUCUUUAUUAUACAACACAAAGAUGUAAAAUUUACGAUUUCAAUUACGUAAAAAUAUAUAUGAUGCACAAUAAGGCGGUCUAACAUAGUUGUGUGUAAUAAAUCUACACUAAAAAUGUAUAAUUUAUUUAUUUUUAUUGACAUUCAAUUUUGAGAUUUUAAUAAACACAAAUGAAAAUAUUAUAUUAAAAAAAAAGAAUAGAUUCUGAUGUUUUAUUUAAAUUUGCAAUAUAAUGAAGUGCCAAAUAUAAGUAGUUAUGUAAUGAUUAAGAUAAAUUCCUGUAUGUAU